Molecule: messenger RNA, 1162 nt
Organism: Cuscuta epithymum
Lineage: Eukaryota; Viridiplantae; Streptophyta; Magnoliopsida; Solanales; Convolvulaceae
Source: the annotation of a GenBank genome assembly
GGGUGAGAACGGUGAAGCGUAUGAAUGAAGACGUGCAACAAAUAGUUCGCUUAUAGACUUGGUCAAUCUUGGUGGGGGAGCGGUCCUUAUUCGCCAUUUGGAAAUCGCCAUUCCAUUUCUUCAUCUUCAAGAUUCGUUGAGCUAAGGAAAAUCUUCAAGUUUUCAUCAUCGUAUCUUCAUCAUCUCAUCCCUUCCCUUUAAUCAUCUACUCUGCCCCAUCCCAAAGCUCUGUUUCUAUUGAAAAACAAGCCAUCACCUCAAUGCUGGCCGUUCAAUUUCCUUCCCAAGAUUCCAGGCCGAUCAUAAUGAGCCCAAGAAUAUCAUUUUCCCAUGAUGUUUCGCCGGCGGACAUGGCCGUCGAACAUCAAAACAUCCGGCCGAGCUCGCCGCCGCCCCUGUCUAGCUCGGAGUUCAAUUUUUGUGUUCUCAGGGAGAGAUUUGAUCGAUUUUCUUCAGCAGAUGAGCUUUUCUUGGACGGAAAGAUUCUUCCUACUGAGAUCAAGAGAGGAAUGGGUCAGCAAAGAAUGGUGUUUCCGCCGCCGCCGCAUCCCCUUCCUCCUCAGCCGCUGCCGCCGCCGCAAAAGCAGAGGUGGAGAUUGGGGCGGAGUUCAAGUUUGAGUUGUGGCACUGGAACUUUCUGUCCAUUUCCUCUUAUGUCAAGGAGCAAUUCUACAGGAUCUUCUUCCCCAAUUGCAAAACGAAAUUACCAGAAAGUUUCUUCUUCUUCUUCUUCAAUGAAACAGUCACAGAAUGUCUCUACCGGUCAUCAUCAUCAUCAUCAAAAGCCUCCGCUGAAGAAGUUGAUGAAUUACAGUGGGAUGGGGAUAAACCCAGUCUUGAAUAUUCCGCCGGGAAGUUUCUUUCGUUUACCUUCUUUUCUUGCCGGUGGCAGGGAUAAGAACAGGAAGAAGUGAUGCAUGUUGCUUAAUGCAUGUAUUGUCUCUCUUGGUUUUUGCUUGAUUACUUUAUUUGUCUCUCUCUCUCUUUUUUUCUUUUUCUUUUUCGUGUGAUGGGGUUAUCCAUUUUUGCUUCCAGAAACUAUUCAUCCCUGGAAUUGCUAUAUACUCCGUACUUCGUAUGUAUACAGGUUUGCUCUAUAUAAAUUUCAGUACUGGACAAUAUUUUGUUUAACAAAAUUGAUAAUACACCGAUUUAGAAAUAA